AUGUUUUCAACUAGUACUCAAAAGAAAGAAUGGACAUUUUCAUCACAACAGGAUCUUUUGGAUCUCAGGAAAGCAGCAAAUGAGAAAUUUCGAGCAAAAUAUGGAACAGUGAUUGAUGCUGAUCAAAAAGAUAUAUUUUUAACACCUGAGGAAGAAGCACUAUUAAGAAAUAUUGUCACAGAAACUGGCAUUAGGUUUGCGGAUGAUUUCCGCCCUACAAUGUGGCCAUCAACUCGCUGGACAGCAUUUGCAUAUUUUAAACGUUUCUUUCUAUAUCACUCAACAAUGGAAUAUUCACCAAAAAGUGUGAUGAUGUCAUGCUUUUAUUUAGCUGCAAAAGUUGAUGAAUUUAAUAUAUCCAUUGAUGAAUUUACUAAAAAUUUGAAAUCUGGGACUGCUAAAUCAAAUUCUGAAACAAUUUUAUCAUUUGAACCACAAAUAAUGUUGAAAUUACAUUAUCAACUAACGAUACAUUCACCAUUUCGACCAUUUGAGGGACAUUUGAUCGAAAUGAAAACGCGUUCAUUGUUAGGUUUCGAUUUGGAACAAGUGCGGCCACAUGCGAAUGAUUUUUUCAGGAAAGCAUUAUUCGGUGAUGUUAUGCUUCUCUAUCCGCCAUCACAAAUUGCACUUGCUGCUUUAAAACAUGCUUUACAGAUGCUAGAUAAGGCAGAUGAUUUAUUGAAAGAUCAAUUCCUGAAUAAGAUGCUUGAGAUCGAUACGUGGAAGCCGCAAAAUGAUAAUGUUUUAAUAUGCGAAAAAUUAAUUGCUCGGCUUGAUGAAAUUAUACAAUGCGUACUUGAUGGUUGUAAGCCCAUAGCACCUGAAACAAAUGAAGCAUUACAGAGUCAUAUGGAACGUUGGGUAAAUACUUUUCCUGAAUUGGAACGCAGAUUAUCCGUUUUGAAUGCUAGCCUUCAAGAAAAUUCUAAUUCGAAUACUGCUCUUUCUGAUGAUGAUUGA
This is a messenger RNA of Brugia malayi, 963 nucleotides long. It is a transcript of the gene Bma-cyh-1, whose product is annotated as Cyclin, N-terminal domain containing protein. Gene Ontology annotation, biological process: regulation of cyclin-dependent protein serine/threonine kinase activity; regulation of transcription by RNA polymerase II. The coding region runs from base 1 to 963 and encodes 320 amino acids. The record is from RefSeq and is a predicted model, not a curated record. The transcript has 7 exons. NCBI's taxonomy places the organism in Eukaryota, Metazoa, Nematoda, Chromadorea, Rhabditida, Onchocercidae. Gene Ontology annotation, cellular component: nucleus; transcription factor TFIIK complex. Gene Ontology annotation, molecular function: cyclin-dependent protein serine/threonine kinase regulator activity.